This is a messenger RNA of Xylaria bambusicola, 2559 nucleotides long. Its product is annotated as DNA repair protein endonuclease SAE2/CtIP C-terminus-domain-containing protein. Gene Ontology annotation, cellular component: site of double-strand break. The record is from RefSeq and is a predicted model, not a curated record. The coding region runs from base 109 to 2406 and encodes 765 amino acids. Lineage: Eukaryota; Fungi; Ascomycota; Sordariomycetes; Xylariales; Xylariaceae. Gene Ontology annotation, molecular function: Y-form DNA binding; damaged DNA binding; double-stranded DNA binding. Gene Ontology annotation, biological process: DNA double-strand break processing involved in repair via single-strand annealing; double-strand break repair via homologous recombination. The transcript has 2 exons.
AGGAGUAAACCCAAUGCAAUCGUAUACCUUCUCCUCGUAUCGGUAAUUGAAGUCCCCGGGUCGCAAGGAGCGAACGCGCUCACAAUUCAGACAGUAACGUGCGGUGACAUGGAGAACUGGUUUAGAGAUGUCGGCAAGACUGUCUUGUUGGAAGCUUUAGGGGAUGCUUGCGAUCGGAUCAACAGUAGUUUCAAGACAGCACACUUAGACUUCGACUCAUAUACCCAAGACAAACUGCUAAAUCUCACUGCCGAACUCGACACAUUAAGACACAGAGCCUCCCGGGUAAGCCGUCUAGAGGAAGAAAAUGUCAAGCUCAGAAACGAAGUCAAGGCCCUCAAAGAGGCAGGCCAAGAAAGGAACCACACUCCCAAUGCAGUCAACCAGAAGACAGAUCUACGGACACCCCUAGCGCCCAAGUCCAUCAAUCAACUUAAUUCAAAGCAGCCGAGCAAGGAUGAUAUCAAUAGCUUAUCCCUUGCAGAUCUUCAGUCGGAGUAUUCGCGCAUUGAGAAAAAGUAUGGGAAACUCCAUGGGAAGUAUUUCGAUCUUCACAAUGCAUUGAACAAGUCGAACGACCUUCUUCGGGAGCGGACUACUAUGUAUCAUCAAUGGGUUGACCAUGCGAAGCAACUGGGUGAACAAUCCCAGAAACGUGCUCAGAGGAUUAAGAAACUCGAGGCAAGACUAGCUGAGGCUUGCCAGGAACCCCUAAACCUGAGCUUCUCCUCGGACGGUGGGUCAAUGGACAUGGCAAUGGAACCCACUAUCCCAACUACUAUUCAUUCUCCGCAACCCGAACAGCUAAAUCAAGCGGUGGCUGUUCUUGCCAAUGUUCCUCGGCGUCUUCCAGCAGCCCCGACCCGCAUAGAAGAUGCAAGGCGGAGGUCACCCUCAACAGUCUCAAGUGUAGGCGAGAGUAAUUCCUUGGCUUCGACUUCGGGAAUGAGCAAUAUCCUCGAGUCGAAUGAAGAGGUGGUAUGUCUCCCUUCACUACCCCGAAAUCGCGAGAUUACGGAAGGUGGAAAACACGUCAAAUUAGAGCCGUCGUCGGACACACCAGUUGUGGUCUCAGAAUGCAGCGUACGGAAGCGAAAAUACGAUGGCAAUAAUGGAAGUGACAAGCCUGCUCUUAGGAGAGUCAAGAUUGAAAGUAGUCCCGAGUUCCAGAGCACAGUUGAGUCUCGGCGCUUUACUCCUCAAGAAAGUGUUGAUUUUGAUACUGAAUACCGUAGAGUGGAAACCCCAAGGAAGCAUACAAAACAUCAGCGAAUCCACAAUGUGCACCUCAGCAACAGCGAUUACAAUGAUGUGGAAGUCCAAGACCAUGAUCGCGCUGCAAGGAUCAUGCCCCAUGUUAAUACUGACCAACAUAACCAAAACCCGGCGAGUGACAUGUCAAAAAGAAAUUCAAUAGUUACCAGCCCUGCCCAGCUUCAAGGUAGAGCUAAUUCCGCCCUACCAUCUCAUAACACCAAUCAAGCUCUUCCACCGAGAUCGAACACCGCCUUCAGCAGCACAAGGCCUUCCGUCCCACGAGGCCUUACAAGUCUUGCUGAGAUUGAAUAUCCGACCGAAACUAUUACCUCUUCGGGAAGUAAACCUAGACUACGAGGAGGCGCUCUGGGACAUCUUCUCGACAAGCCCUCGCGGCAACAAGCAAACGAGUCACGUCAUCAUGAUUUUCCGGCCCAGGAUGGCCAGUCGUCAAAUCUUUAUUUGCAGUUGCCAAAGAGGCGAGAGCUUCCGUUUGGCAAAGACGGUCGAAAGAGAGAAGGGUUGAUCCCCAAAACCAGAUCGGACGUCUUGGAGCCUGCCUUCGGCCCGAAUAAUCAAGAUGGCAACUUGGAAGAUAUUAUAAGCGGAACAGAGAAAAGGAAGAUGGAAGUGCCUCUGCGACAAACUCCAAAGUCAAAACUGCGGCUUGAUGAUUUCAAGAUCAAUCCUCAUGCAAAUGAAGGUUAUAAUUACGCCUUCACCGAUGUAAUCCGUAGGAAGGAUGAUCGGACCUGCCUCCAGGGUUGUGUCAAAGAGAAUUGCUGCGGUCAUAAGUUUCGCGCCUUGGCCCAGUCGCUGCGUGCAAGUACCCGUCCGGAUGAGUUCCACCGUCUACUCGAAUCCUAUCUUGGCGACGAUUGCCAUCGGCUGUCUGCUAUGUCUAAAGCUGAGAAAGAAACGCUAUGGGUUGAGGCUAAAAUGAGAGAGUUGGCAAAUGCAAGCGGUAAACAUCGCCACCGCUAUCCUCGUAUGCCAACACCGCCUGGGUUCUGGAGAACAGAUUUUCCAAGCACCCAGGAGGGUGAAGAGUACAACGAAGAAGCAGCAAAGCUGGAGUUAGAGAUUAUCGAUGAAAGAUAUAGAGAGGCUAUGCGACCCGGGGGUUUAUGGAUCUUCCGAGACGAGUAAUAUGAGAUGGUCCUCGGGAAUGGGGACACACCUCUCACUAUCCGAUGCUUGCAUUCAAACUUCGAGGCAUGAUCAACCAACUACACAUGUACCACACGUUGUUAAACUAAAUGGAAUAGGAUAUGUGUCUGGAAAGCUGUUAUUGUUCAAAGG